Molecule: messenger RNA, 15439 nt
Organism: Brassica rapa (field mustard)
Lineage: Eukaryota; Viridiplantae; Streptophyta; Magnoliopsida; Brassicales; Brassicaceae
Product: UDP-glycosyltransferase 91C1-like
Molecular function (GO): UDP-glucosyltransferase activity
Source: RefSeq, a predicted model, not a curated record
GUAAUAAGAGUAUUGUUUGAUCGGAAAACGGUAAUAAAGAAGACGUGGGUUUAACAAAGACGUUUUAUUAUGGUCGGAAGAGACAAUCAGUCGGUUACAAGAGAGGUAAGAAAGUGCGACAGAGAAGAAGCCGGUAACUCGGGGAGCUACCGGAAAAGUACAAAUAACGGCAAGAUGAAGCAAAGGUGAAAACCCUAAUCUAGCCGCCAAGUGUUAGUCAGAUGAUUUCGGAUCCUUUUCUCGUUCCUCUUCCUUCUCCUUAUAUAGUCCUCUGAUGUGUCGUUCUUGACCUAGCUUAUGUCGUCUUCGCGGGCUUUCCUUAUUGGGCCGAAAGGCCCGUAUUCAUUCGAGCGGUCGCCGAGCCGGAUGCCUCUUAGUCGACAACGAUCGACUCAAGGUACUUCAGAGGCGAGCCGAGAGACUGACCUAUUAAGCCGACUAUCCGAGCCGUUGCUUCCCUUGGUCCGGGCCAGGCCUUCUAUUCCUUGGGCCUUGUGGGAUGGUUAGAUCCAUCUCCUACAAGUAUGAUCUUCCACCAUUGGUGAAGCUGCGAAGGGAAGGCUUAGAUGGUCUCGAGAAGAUCAUUAUGAUGAAAUGCAAUUUUUUUGUAGCUCUUGUGACCUCUGUGCUUUCAAUAGACAAGUUAGUAAAUCAUUUCGUUUUUUUUCCUCGCUAAUUUUCAGAUGGUGGCGUUCGUUUCUCUGAGCAUUAUGAUGAGCUUCUACUGGUCUUUGCCUUCAACAAACAAGUACCUUACCAGAUAAUAGCCCUUCUUUAUUAUUUGGCAUGGUAAGCGUAUGACGAGGUGCUCUGUAUCAAAUGCCUUUUUUUAUAUCUCAUUCGUUGUUCCUACACACACUAUACUUACUUUUAACAGCGUUAGUGUUACUUUUAACCCUAAGCCAUUACCAAUCUCAUGAACUAAUAUUUUGAGAUAAAUACAAAACAUCUGGUUAAGUUUCCUAGAUCACCAAACCCACCAAUGCAGGUUUCUUGUAUCCCUCAAUCUGAACCUCUAGAUAACUCUCAACUCUUUUAUGUCAAAUGUGGUCAAGGUUGAUAUCUUUAGGCAAUUUUCAGAUUAAUUUUAUUAGUGUAUAAUAUUUCCAAAAAAUUCAACUGAUGUUUUAUUUUUGAGAACUAAUAACUAGGAAUGGUACGCAUAACUUGUAAGUUACAAAUGUUAGUAUCAUAUUGAAUUAUAUAGGGAUCUAUACUAUUAUUUGAGAAGCGAAUUUGCUGAUUUGUCAUACCAUGAUUUUAGGUUUAGUCAUAUUUUAUGCUCAAUUAUUAUUUUUAAUUAGUGAUUUUGAUAACAAUUUAUCAUUAUCUUCAAAAACAAAUUAUAACGAUAAUAUCAUAUCAUAUAUAUUAAGUAUAUAUAUAUAUAUAUAUAUAUAUAUAUAUAUAUGACAAGUGAAUUUUCUGAUUUGUCAUGUUCUUGAUUUUAGGCUUACUCAUAUUUUUAUAUUUUACUCUCAAUUUUUCGUUUUAAUAAAUAAUUUUAGUGAUUUAGCUGAUAAUUUAUCAUUAUCUUUAGAAUAAUUUAAAUAUUCUAAUGAAAAUCUCAUAGUUAUAUUUAUAUUAUACUAGAUAUGGGCCUUUGCGUUGCAGGAAUUCUGCUUGAUAUUUUAAUUUAUGAAAAUAUCCAUGCUUUAAUCAUAAAUUUAUGAAUUUUUGGAUAUAUUAUAUGUGAGAAUUAUUUUAUAAAUAAAAAUUUAUUUGUCAUGUAAGUUUUGAUUCAUUUUAUAUUUAAAUAAUCAAGGUGCAUAUGCGAGUUAUUAGCUACCUUGUACCUAGGCUUAGACAAAAUAUCCAUGCUUUCAUAUCUAAAUCGAACCUAAUCCGAGAAAGAAAAGUAGAAAAAAUACAAAAAAAAAAAAUUAAAAUUGCAUCAAGCCAAUCAAAUCAAUAACAAUGCCAAACGCCUGUAAAAACAAAUUAAUUUUAAUUAUAAAAACGGAUAAGAUUUUUCUAAAAUAAAAAGAACUAAAAACAUUUACCUUCUACAGAUGUUUAUUAUUCAUAGAAAUGUUUGAAAUGAUUAUUCUAAAAAUCUUUAUUGUUUAGGAUUUGAAGAAAGGAAAUCUAAUAUUAAACACUCUUUUAAAAUAUGUUUAAGAUUUUAGAAAAGGACAAAUACUAUCAAAUAAUUAAAUCUUUAUGAUUGUAGAAAAAUGAAAUGGGUAUUAAAUAAAUUAUUUUACAGAUCUUAUUAACUAUAUUUUUUAAAAACAAAAAAUCUUAGAAAAAUAAUAUUAAAUAAUAUUUAAAGUAUUUUGUUUAAAAAAUCGAUAUUUACUAUCUUAUUAUAUAUUUUAUUAAUCAUGAGAUAUUUUAACAUAUGUCAAAAUUUUAAAAGGAAAAAUUACAAUCACAUAAUAUGUUACAAUUAUCUUUUCUUUAGGAUUUAGAAAAGGAAAAUUAGCAUUAAAUCAACUAUUUUACAAAUCAUUUUUUUGUAUAGGAUUUUUAAAAAGUAAAUUCUAUAGAAAAAACUAUUAAAUAAUUUUAAUAGAAUUUAAAAAAUUAAAAAAAUAGUUUCAAACAUAAUUUUCGAUUUUCAAAAAGAAAUUUUGAAAAAAAAUAAAAACAAAAUUUUCGAAAAACAAAUUCAAAAAAAAAUUGUAUAAAAAAGUUCGAAUUUGAAAAUGUAUAAUUCUAAAACAUAAAAAAAGAUAUUUUUAUUUUUUAUUUAUUUAAAUAAUUAUUUAUAUAUAUAUAGAUAACAAGGGUAUAACAGUCUUUUGCCACUUAAUGAAGGUAUUUUUAAAAAUGUUUAUUUAGUAGUGAUAAAGAUGCAAAAUGGUACCAUGAAAAUAGUGAACGUAAAAUUUCUCCAAACUUCUAUUAAUAUACUAUUAAAUAAUUUUUAAAAUUACUUUUAUAAAACUAUUUUUAUUAUCUUAGUAUAUAUAUUUUUAAUCAUUAAAUAUUUUAACACAUGUCACAAUACGAAAAGAAAUUUACAACAAUAAUAUUCUGCAAAUAUCUUUUGUUUAGAAUUUUAAAAAUGGAAAAUUACUAUUAGAAUUUUAAAAUUGGAAAAUUACUAUUAAAUAAUAUCUAUAAUUAAUUUUUAAAUAAAAUUUAUUUGUUAUUUUCUUAGUAUAUAUAUAUAUAUAUAUUUAAUUAUAAAAUAUUUUAACACAUGUCACCAUCUUAAAAUUUUAAGUGUCAUGUGUCAUAAUCAUGUUAAUUAUCAACUUUGAAGAACCAAACUUUAUAUAAUAAAAUUAUAGUUAAUUUAUUAAUAUUAAAAUAUUAUCAAUAUAUAUAUUUAUUUUUAGUUUAGUAAUAUUAAACCAACUCUAUCUUAAUAUAUAUAUAUAUAUAUAUAUUAUACUACCUAUGAACAAUACAUAUACACAUGUUCUCGUCAAAAUAAUAAGUUUCUUCCGGCAUUAUAUAUUUUUAAAGAAGAAGUUGUCUACUUUGGUUUUUAUUAGAAAUAUUGGUUCAAUUUAAGAAUGCUACAAAAUUAAAGUCAAGAUGUUAAAAAAAGUCAAGAUGUUGAUAUCUAUACUAUUAUUUGCGAAAUAAAUUUCCGCAUCCGAUCUCUCACGUUGAAAGUUAGAGCAGUUAAUAUAUAUACUACCGUUAAUGAAUUUUUAUAUAUAGUUAAGAAUGAAUUUUAUGUUAAUAAUAUUAUAUUUAUAUGUUAUAUUAGAUAAUUGUAAAUUAUGAUAAAUUUGUCAAAUAAAAACGUAUUGUUUUUCAAAAAAAUAUAAUUAUUAUAUAUAUUGUAUUGUUAUCUGAAAAUAAUGUUUUCAACUAUAAAAGUUACAAAUUUUAAAAUCGAAUUUUAUGUUAAUAAUAUUAGAUUUAUAUGUUAUAUUAGAUAAUUGUUAAUUAUUAUAAAAUUUUCAAAAUAAAACAUAUUAAAAAAAUGAUAAUUAUUAUAAUUAUAUAUUUUGUUGUUAUCUGAAAGUAAUGUUUUCUAAUAUGAAAGUUAAAGAAUUAAGACAUAAAAAUAUUCAAAUUUAAUAUCAAUUAAGCAAAAGUUUGUAUAAAGAUAAAUUGUCAAAAAUAAAAAUAUUUUUAAAAAGACAAUUCUUAUAUAUAUAUAUAUAUAUAUAUAUAUAUAUUGUGUUAUUAUCUGGAACUAAUAUUUUUCUACUAUGAAAAUUAAGAAAAAAAUUAAAAAGAUUAUGUCAGCAUAUACGGGCAAAACACCUAGUAAUACAUGUUCAUAAAGUGCAUAUCUAAAAGAAAUGUUGUACUACUAUCAGGAAUGUUCAUGUUGAAGUUAUAAAUGAUAUUGCAAUUGAUUUAGAAGCAGUCACGUGUAAAAAAAAAAUUAAACAAAUGCACAAAUUGUGUUCACAAGUUUUAGUAGAAAUUAAGAACGAGACACAAAAUAUGUUAGCAUAUUACUGUAGCUAUAUAUAUAUAUAUAUGUACAUAAGUUCAUCCUGAGUGGUUAUAAGAAAGCAUGAGUCGUUGUUACUAAUGACUUGCCUUCUCUCUCAUUGAACCAUGUAGAAGAAUUGGCUGCUUCGUUAUAGAGAUUAGCUCUUGUUUCCUUAAACUUGCUUGGUUUGAAUUUUGAAAUAUAAUGAAGGUAAAGAAUCCAGAAUUUGUCUUUGGUAUGACCCUUUUUUUUACAGUGAUCACACACCCAAACUUCGUUUCUUCAAACUUGAAAACUCCUUUGUUGGCAGUUACAAGAUAAUGAAACAAGAAUCAUCAGGAGGCCAAAGACUUCGUCUUAUUUAUGCCUCUCAAUGAAGACAUCAACCGAACUUGACCUUAACAUCUCAAAGCUCAGCCCAUAAAGAUCUAAACUUGUCAAAGUGUUGGGUGAACUCCAUAUCUUCUUGGCUGAGAUCAUUGAUGGCCUUGCUUCAAAGUUCCAACCCAAGUUGGUGGUAUUUCUAUAGACCUUUGUAAGAGUCUCCCAAAGCGUCUUGGUAGUUUCAAAAUAGGAGUAAGCCUCCAAGAUUUGUCCUUCUAGGGAGUUUUGGAUGAUAGAUAACACUUGCCGGUCUUUAUGAAAUCACUUGCCUUCUUCCACAAGGAUAAUCUCCAUGCCAUCUUGUUGGAUUGUUUGUUUUAGAUAUUUAUCUUGAGUUACAUGACGCCAUAAACCAUGACUAUCAUAGACCACAACAAAUAGUUAACCCCUUAAGAGAGAUUGGAACAACUAACUUGCAUUAAUUUUUCCAUGGUCCGAUUUAGAAAAAGUAAAAUAUAAUAGAUUGAAUUCGGAAGAGAUAAAGAGAAUAUGAACUAUUGUCCAUGUGAGAAUAUGAAAUUAACUUAAAUAGAAUAAAGAAUAAUAGAGUAGAUGAAGAGAUUGUUGAGAGAAUAUGUAGAAGAGAGAAUAGAGAUAGAGAGAGAUUUAAUUCCCUUAAUCUUACAGUUGUAGCUACAAACGAUUAUAAGUAGUUUUAACUUGACUCAAACUAACUAACUUACUAAAAAAGUUAAAAUAAAAAUAAUAUAUGUUUUUAUUGUUUUUAUAUGUUACUGUUUAUCUGCGGUUAUUCAAUUCUUCACUUUAGUAUCCGGAAGCUUUUGAACUUACCAACUUUGGUUACGUCUAUGUAUAUUCUUUGGUUUUUAGUUUCAACAAAAUCUUCGAGUGAACAAAGAGCUUUAAAGGUGUUUCUAAAACAUAUUCCCUCUGUUUCCAAUUAUAAGUAGUUUUGUCUAAAAUCACAAGUUUUUAGAAAAAACACAUUUAUAACUUUAGCAUUUAAUUGAAGUGAUAGGAGAGAACCAAUAACAAAUCAUAUUUUUAACUUUGCUUUUAAAUUUUGGGUUUUUAGUAAUUAAACCCCUCAACUAAAGAUGAAUCGUAAAAAAACCCUCAACUAAAAUCAUGUGAAAUAAACGUUCAACUUUAAUUUCCUUAACGUAUGUUACCCUCUGUCUAUAAAACCAUGAUGGAAAGUGACAUACGUUAACGAUUUAUAAAUUGAGUGUUUAUAAUGUUGGAAACUUAAUUGAAGAGAUUUUUACGAUUCAAAUAGUUGAGGGGUUUUAUGACUAAAAUUCAUUAAAUGUUUUAAAAUAUUUAUUAGAUUGAUAUAAGCCUUUAAAACUAAUUUAUAAACUUUAAUACAUUAAUUACAACUUAAUAUAACUACAAAAUAUUAAAUUAUUUGAUAUUUGGCAAUAAUGAUAUAAGAAAAAUUGUGUGUUUAUAUCGUCAUUGUCAAAUAUCAAAUAAUUUAAUGUUUCUAAGUUAUAUUAAGUCUUAAGUAGUGUCUAGCAAGUAGCAGAAAUUGUAAAAACUUAUAAAAUCAUUGUGAAAUUGUAUUAAUCAUAUGUCAAAGUAUUAAAAUAAUUAUGAAGCUUUAUAAAUCGGUCAUAAAGUAAUGUAUUUAAAUUUAUAAAUUUGUUUUAAAGGCUUAUAUCAAUCUAAAAUAAUGUUUAAACGAUAAUAAUGAUUUUAAAACAUUUAAUGAAUUUUAGUGAUAAAACCUUUCAACUAUUUUGGAAUAGUAAAAAACUCUUCAACUACGUUUUUAACAUUAUAAACCCUCAACAUAUAAACCGUUAACGUAUGUCACCAACCGUCACAGUUUUUUAGACGGAGGGUAACAUACGUUAACGAAAUUAAAGUUGAUGAUUUAUUUCAUAGGAUUUUUAGUUGAAAGUUUCUUUUACGAUUCAUCUUUAGUUGAUGGGUUUAAUUACUAAAAACCCUUAAAUUUUUGUUUAAAUAUUAUUUUUGGUAUUAUUUUUUGCAUUGGACUUUGAAAACAACUUAGUGAAACAAACAAAAAGUUAUAUAUAUAAACAGAGGGAGUAAUAAAAUGAUAAGAUACUCCAAAAUGCUUGUUUAGAUAAUUGGUUACCAUAUAUCUAUCAUAUGAUGUCACAUGAAUUGCCAUCGAAAACAGAUUUUUAAUGGAUGUAAAGUAUUUAAAUGAUCGCGUUAAACGAACUUUCUUGUAGCGAUAGUAUAUUCGUAGUCCGUAGAACCCUUAAUUGUAUUUAGCAUGUAUGCAUUACAAAUUUACAAAUACUGUAGUUAGAUCAAAUAAAAAACGAGUUUUAAGUGAUUAACGAACGAGUAAAGAACAUAUUUUUUUUUUGUAGUUCAUCCAUUGUGGUGGUUUGAAAAAAACCUAUUUUCUUAUAAUAUUUGUGAAGACUAAACAUUGCAGUUUGCACCAAACUCCAGUCCAACUCUAAUAAAAUUGAAAACGAGGCUAUUGAGCUAUCCACUUCUUGACUUACUACACUGGCGGUCUUUUUAUAACAUAUUAUAAGUUUGUAAACGUGGAGCCGACUAAUUAACUUUCCGUUUUGUCUUUUAAAUUCUAAAUUGUUGACGCUAAUUUAUUUCAAAAGAGAAGCAUAUUCCAAAUUGUCUUUUAGUUAAACCACGUAGCGAUAGUUACAGACUUAAACCAGUUCUAAUAUAUAUAUGUGAUAGUUAGACUGUUUAUUGGAGAUGCAGAGAUAACACACAAAAAUGGAGAGGGGAGAAGGAGCUAUGCAUGUAGCCAUGUUUCCAUGGCUUGCUAUGGGUCAUCUUCUUCCGUUUUUCCGUAUGUCCAAGUUGCUUGCGCAAAAGGGUCACAAGGUCUCCUUCAUAUCGACACCAAGAAACAUCGAGAGACUUCCCAAUUUACCAUCAAGCCUCUCUUCCUUCAUCACCUUUGUCUCUUUCCCUCUCGUUCCCUUCCCCGGCUCAACUCCUGGCUCCGAAUGCUCCAUGGACGUGACUUACAGCAAGCAACCGUCUCUCAAAUCCGCCUUCGAUCUCCUCCAGAAACCUUUGACGGAGUUUCUCCAAGAGGAGUCUCCGGACUGGGUCAUAUAUGACUACGCUGCUCACUGGCUUCCUCCAGUUGCGGCGGAGCUGGGAAUCUCGAAGGCCUUCUUCAGCAUCUUUAACGCAGCCUCUCUCUGCUUCUUGGGACCGCCAUCGUUGUUGUUAGAAGGGGUCAGAUCUACGCCGGAAGACUUCACGGUCGUGCCGCCGUGGAUCCCGUUCCAAUCGAACAUGGCAUAUCGUUAUCACGAAGUGACUUUGGUCGGUGACAAGAGGGGGAAAGAUACGAAUGGAGUCUCUGAUUCUGCACGGUUCGGCUACUCGAUCUCUGAGUCUGAUGCGGUCUUCGUCCAUACCUCGACGGGAUUUGAACCAGAGUGGCUUGGUUUACUAAAAGAUCUGUAUCGAAAACCCGUGUUUCCGACAGGGUUUUUGCCAACCGAUACUGAAGACGAAGUCGAAGGAGAUAAAACAUGGGUUGGUAUAAAGAAGUGGCUCGACAAGCAGAGCAUUAACUCAGUUGUCUACGUGGCACUAGGUACCGAGGCGAGCCUUCCUCCAGCAGAGUUCACCGAGCUGGCUCAUGGGUUGGAGAAAUCAGAGGUGCCUUUCUUUUGGGUUAUAAGAAACGAGUCACAGAUUCUAGAUGGGUACGUGGAACGAGUUGCUGGACGUGGCAUGGUUAAUGUUGGCUGGGUUCCUCAGGUCAAAAUACUGAGUCACAGCUCGGUGGGCGGGUUCUUGACGCACUGCGGCUGGAACUCAUUGGUGGAAGGGUUAGGGUUCGGCCGAGUACCUAUCUUGUUCCCGGUGUUGAAUGAGCAAGGGCUCAACACUAGGCUGUUGGAGGGGAAGGGACUUGGUGUUGAGAUCCCUAGAGAUGAGGAAAAAGGCUCGUUUGAUUCUGACUCGGUGGCUCACUCGGUUCGAUUGGCAAUGGUUGAUGAUGCAGGCGAGUCCAUUAGGGCAAAAACAAAGCUCAUGAUGGGUUUGUUUGGGAACAUGGAUGAGAAUUCUCGCUACGUCGACGAACUUAUCGGAUAUAUGAGAAGUAAAUAGUAUAACACGUCUCAUUGCAAGUUCGCAAAUCGAAAUGAUUAGUCGUACUAGUAGGCAUGUAAUAUUUCCAUAUGGUUUUCUGUUAUUUAAUAUCUUGCAUUAGUUUAUCUUAAAAGAACAAGAUGAUGUGAUACGCUACGUCUGUGUUUAGUUUAAUUAAAUACCAUUCAACUUCUUUUAACAGUUGAUAAGUAAGUUUAGAAAAAUGUUAUUUUAGUUUUGACCAAAAAAAAAAAAAAAAAAGAGAAAAAUGUCAUUUUAGUAGGUGGGAAAAAAUUGUUAAUGGUACUCAAAUUGAAUUUUGGUUCCAUUUAGAUUCCGUUUUAGAACUUCUCAGUUUUGAAGAAGCAAUUAGAUAUUUUUUGGUGAUGAGGCAUUGACUUUGUAUUGGCUUCAGAUCAAAACGCUUGCCAUGCCAUCAAGACAAACUCCAUAUGUUAUUAUCUGUCUUGACUGUAUGCGCCAAUGCAAUUAAUCGUGUAAAAUAUAUGUUGAUUCAGUCAUGUUACAAAGAGUCGAAGACCUUUCUUUGUUAAGAAGAGAGUAAUUUGCUUAACAGGUUCUUAAUUUUUUUUAGUUAAAAGUUAAGAGACACGUUCUUAUAUUCCGCUAAGAAUUUAAUUUUAAGAACCUUUCAUUAAACGUGUUCUUAGCAGUCUCCUCAGAGAUAAAAUUGAUAUAUUCCUUGAAUGAAACAAAACAUCGUUUGUCCUACUGAGUAUUAUAGAAUUUUUUUUUGUCAUCUAUUGAUCUAAUAUUAAGAAGAGUAUACACAAAGUCAACAAAAGUUUGCAAUCUUUCUCGAGUCAUAAACCGGUAAGGUGAUAUGCACACUAUCCGGAGCCAAAGUUUAGCAAAGACACUAAACCCAUAAACUAGGCUAAAAGAAAAAGUCAAAGUUGAGGUGAAGCCAAGGUCGACAAAAUUGUUUUUAAAUUUAUUUAUUUACAUAUGUCUACAGUAACUUAAAUGUUUUUGGACCUUAUUUUUAAUUUUCUUUUACAAAAAUUAGAUCAUUUUAUUACUAUUUAUGCAAAAAAAAAAGUUUAGGCCCUAGAGUGAACACCCCCUUGCCCCCCUCCACUCCUAUGCCGGCUCUAGGAGGAGCAUGGUGGAGAAACACAAUAAACUGCAGGAAAAGAAACGCUAAACUAAGCCGAAAAAGAGAUGAAAGUGAAAGGGAUGAACGUUUAAUUAUUUGAGUUUGAAAAAUGAUUUCCAGGAACGCAACUACCAUAUGGGAACAAGCUCAGACACCAGAUAUAAAACAAGUAAUCCCGAAAACCCGCUCAAACACACUAGUGAGUGAAUUAAAGAAAAAAAUAAUAAUUUAUUUAUUAUUACUGGUCUUUCUUUUCCUACAAGUUUAUUUCUUAGGAUAGAGUGAAUUAAAAAAAAAGAAUAAUUAUAUUGAAAGGAAAUAUUAACAAAAAAAUUUAAUAUAUAAAAGGGAUUCAUGCUCAAAACUCAGCCUAUCCACAUCUGCAAAUUAAAUGAGCAAGUGGGGAGUUACUUCUCAUGUGACAAACCUUGUAUGCCAUUGCAAGUUGUUACUAGGCCUGUUAUUGGCCCGAAAAUAUAUAAACCAUUUAGUCCAAAUAUAUCAUUAUAUUUUUUUUUACUUUGAACUAAUUUGUAACGAGUGUCGACGGCUUUAAUGUAUUGAUAACUUGUUGCUCUUUUCCGGUGUAACAGAAUUGACUAUUAGAAUCCCUCUUCAAAGAUCCUUGAUUACUCAUCAGUGGUAACACAACUUAACUCUCCACCUCCUUCCUCUUUAACCUAUAAAAACUCGAUACAUCAAGACUGUCUUUAAUGACCUGAUCUCUUUUACGUUUUGGAUUGACCGUAUCAUCUCGGUGCUGUUGGACUUUAGUUCUUCAUGGUUGAAGGGCAUUUGAAAUGUUGGACUGGAUUCUCAAACCGGAUUUAGAGUUGGGUGAAACCCACCUCCAAUAAUAACCUUCGGAGUCCAGUCUGUCUCAUAUCGUUGGCCAAAUCGGAUAUCGAUUCCAAGCUAGGUGAUGUAAUUGAGACCAAUGGCUUGUGAAUCUUAAAAUUUGGUUUAAGAUUCUGGUUUAUGGCGUUAAUUGGUUAUAUGAACUAAGAUUUGAUGUAAAUAAAAAGAUUUGAUUUUCCUUUCUUGGGAACCGAAUCGUUCCGAAACAGGUAAUCAUUUUUUUUUUUUUUUGAGAGAUUAGACCUUUUGCGUUCCUUUUUUGUUGCUAUUGUGUCUUUUUGGUGUAAGGGUUUACUUCUUAAAUGUUAUAAGUUGGUUUUCUUAUACAUUUCUCUGAUAUUUGAUAUUUUUCAUUUUCUCUGUUUAUUGAACCCGUUUUCUCCUUUGUUCAUUUUUGACUUCUUAAGAACUCUCCUCCUAAUAGAUUUUUUUUGUUAAGUGUAGACUUUGAAAUGAUAAAAUGGUAAAAUAAAAUUUUGAUUUGUUAUUUGGUCAUAUGGACAUAAUGGUAAUUAUACUAAUUACUUAGAUUACUUUGUAAUUGAUUUAAUAGGAUGUUUAAUUUUGCAUUUGUAUUGAAAUUUUAAGUCAUAUUUGAUCAAUUCUCCAUUUUUUAAAUUGUACUUUUGUUUUAGUAAGAUAGAUAGUGGGGUGGUUAAGUCUCUAUAAUAACCGUUUCAGUUUAUAGUUUGCAGAAAUGGAAUGGGCAUGUGCUACAGCCAGUGUUCAAAAAAGUGCUAGGCGCUAACCAGACGGUGAUACUAUGCCUAGCCUCUAAAACGAAUAAUCGAACACUAAUUAAUUAUGCACCCUAGGUGUUUAUAAAUUAUAAUAUUAUGUUAAAUAUAUAUAACAUUUUGUAUUAAUUAUUAUUAUUUAUUACUGAUAAAUUUUAUAUUGUUUUAUUUUCAUAAAAUAUAUAAUAUAAUAUAAUAAUUAUAUAAUUGACAAAUAAUAAAUUACUUAUUAUUACAAUAAUGUAAUUAUUUAUGCGUUUAGAAGGUAAUUACCACGAUAUUAUAAGGGAUAUCGUCUAAGCACUGCGUAAGCGGCCGCCUAAACCGCGUUUUAGAUAACCGGGUUGGCUUGGAACUUAUUAUCCGAGAUCCGGAUUCGAUCCGAGAUCCGCUCCGAAAAUAAAAUAUCCGGGGUGCCCGGAUCCGAAUCCGGAUAGUAAAAUCUUGGAUCCGUCUAAAUCGGAUCCGGAUAUCUUAAUUUUUAGGUCCGGAUAUCCGGAUUCAGAUCCGUAUUUUUAAAACACAUUAAUUUUUAAAUUUCAUUAAUAUUAAUAUUUGAUAUAUUAAUAUUUAUACAUGAAUUAAUCUUAUCUUAUAAUCUUAUCUUAUAGUUUUUACAAUAUUGUAGACAUAUAUAAAUAUAUUUAUAAAUCUUAUAUAAAUAUUUAAUUGAUGUAUUAUAUUAAAAAAAUAGUAUUUUUUUUAAAAAAAUAUUAUUUUUACGGAUCCGGAUCCGGAUAAUAGAAUAUCGAGACGGAUAUCCGAAAUCCAGAUAUCCAAAAACCACGAAUUCGACAGAUCAGACGGAUCCAAAUCUGGAUACCCUAAAUUUCUCGGAUAUCUGGAUCCGUCCCAGGCCUAGGCCUAGGUACAGCUACACAGAAUUUCCCAAGAGACCGUUCUAUCAGUUUCCACGUAUCUUUUUUCAUAUGAUAUCAGCUGUAGAAGAUUUGAAACAGUAAAUUACUGCAAUCAGAUAAUGUUAAACAUUAUCAUUUAACAUUAUUUCAUAUAACAUUAUUCAUAAUUACAUAUACCCGGUGACCCAAUAUAUAAUCUGGUUUGCGUUUUAUGAAGAAACCAUUUUUAAAAACCUAAUAAAACUUGUAAAGUAUUAAAACCCGGAAUCCGGCGACGGUUGAACCAGUAGGUAACUUUUACUUUUUCUUUAUUAGAUUUUUUUAGUUUAUGUUAUUAGAACCUAUUUUGUAUUCAAGUUAAUUUUUAUCAUAUAUAGCUGACGAUUAAACUAUUUUUUUGCGAUUUUUAGAUUUUGAUGAAGAUUUAACUAUGCCACUUGAAGAAAAUGAAGUUAACGAUUUUGUAUUAGUUUAUUUUUGUUAUCGACAAUCUAUUAUAAUUUGAUGUUUUACUUUUGUUUUAUUUUGGAUUUAAAGUAUAAUUUUAUUAUUCACAUUUUAAAUACUUAUGGAUUUUAAAUCUUGAUAUUUUUAUUAGAUGCCAUUACUCCUAACUUGUUACAAAAAUUGUUAAAUAGUCUAAAUUAUGUUUUGAUAUUUUGUAUAUCAAAUAAAAUAAAACUAAGAAACUAAAGUAAAGUAUUUCCAAUUUUUUUUAAAAAACAUAAAGUUUUUAAAGAACAAAAAGUAUAUAUCAUAUUUUUAAUAGCCAAUAGAUUAAUAUAUAUAUAUAUAUAUAUAUAUAUAUAUAUAUAUAUUUUUUUUUUUGUCAUCAACUUAUACAGACUCAUAUAGACUCUGUGAACCAUGUUGGGAGAUUUGCAUCCAUGUGAACGACGAAAGACGGUUGCUUCCUUGCACUGCGUGCUAGGUUGUCCGCCUUGGUAUUGUGCAAAGUCAAACAUGUACUAAUUGAAAACAAUUAUAAAUAUUACUCCCUCUAUUCCUAAAUAUAAGAUGUUUUGGUAGGAACACACAUAUUAAAAAAACUACUUUUUGCCUAUAAAGUAUCAUUAAAACUAUAAAUUAAUGGUGUUCAACCAAUUACAAAAUAGACUAUUAAAAUAUGAUUGAGUUCACAGUUUUUAAUAAAGUAAAAGUUACCUAGAAAAUUAAAAACAUCUUAUAUAUUAGAACAUCAAAAUCCAGUAAAACAUCCUACUUUUAGGAAUAUAGGGAGUAUAUAUUUGAAACUAAAAUAACAUCCGCGCAUGUGCGCGGAUCAAAGUCUAGUUUAUGGAUUAAAUGCAGUGUUUUGAAACUCAACCCGGACAUGCGAUCGAACCGGUAAACCAGUGACCCGAUAUAAAAUCGGGUUUAAAUUUUAUGAAGAAACUAUUUUAAAAACCUAAUAAAACUUGUAAAAAAUAUUAAAACCUGGAAUCCAGCGGCAGUUGAACCAGUAGGUAGCUUUUACUUUUUCUUUCUUAAAUAUUUUUUAGUUUAUGUUAUUAGAAUCUGUUUUGUAUUCAUGUUAAUUUUUAUCAUGUAUAGUGACGAUUAAACUAUUUAUUUGUGAAUUUUAGAUUUUGAUGAAGAUUUAACUAUGACACUUGAAGAAAAUGAAGUUAACGAUAAUAUAGAGAACCAAAACAGUGAAUAUGAUUUUGUAUUAGUUUAUUUUUGUCAUCGACAAUCUAUUAUAAUUUGAUAUUUCACUUUUGGAUUUAAAUUAUAAUUUUAUUAUUCACAUUUUAAAUACUUAUGGAUUUUGAAUCUUGAUAUUUUUAUUAGAUGACAUUACUCCUAACUUGUUACAACAAUUGUUAAAUAGUCUAAAUUAUUUUUUGAUAUUUUGUAUAUCAAAUAAAAUAAAAAUAAGAACGUAAAGCAAAGUAUUUUCUAAUAUUUUUUUUUUAAAAUAUAAAGUAUAUAUUAUAUUUUUAAUAGCCAAUAUAUUAUUAUAUAAAAAUUAAUUAGUUAAUUAGCAUGUGAUUUGCACGUGGUGGACCAAAUAAUCCGGUGACCCGGAAAAUUAUCCAGUUCAGUAUCCGGGACGAGUUUAAAAACCUUGAUUAAAUGUAUUCGACAAAAAAAGUUGAAGUACAAUUUUAUUUUCAUUUACAUUUUUGUUAAUUACACAUCAACUAAGACCACCUCCAUCGGAGGUUUUGACUAAGGAGUUCUAGAGCAUAACUUAAAAAAAAUAAAUCAAAAAUGCAUUCACACAACAGAACCGCUGUCAAAGCAGGGACUUUAAGAAUUGAUUAAAACCCCUGACGUGUCCAGUUUGUAUAGGCUAAUCAUUAAAGACAAAAGGGAAAAAAUUAUUCUCUCUCUCUCUCUCUCUCUUCGUCGAUUCUUCUUCGUUCUUCUUCCUUCUUCUUUCGUUCUUCUUCCUUCUUCUCUAUUUGCAUGUCACGAAACCGAUCGAUCACUGCCUCCUCCUCCAAUUCCGUCAAUGGAAUCACCGUUGAGGUUCAAAUUUUUUGAUUUUCUUGUAUUGAUUUGAAGCUCGUCUAGUGAAUUGGGUUGAUACAAAUCGAUUUGAGAAUAGAUUUGGCUCUGUGCAUCUCCUCUGUUUGUCUAUCUUUACACGACUUGGUUCCAUCGAUUUGGUUCCAAAACUCGUUGUAUUCGAGAGACCCGGGAGAGAGGAAGAACAUGGAACCAAAUCGAUGUAAUAAGAGAUAAAGCUAUGGUGGGUUUGAGAGAGAACACUCCGGUGGAAACGUUAACGCAAAGGUCUGAUAAUGUUCAUCACCCACUCUCUGGCAGAGACGGAUCAAACUUGGGCAAAGCAUCUUUUCUUCAUUUAAUUUGGCAAGAGGUUAGUAGAGUUUUCUUUUAGUGUGUUAGAUUGGAAAGCUGGUAGGAGUGCUUUGCAUUAACUUGUCUUGGUUAGACAGUGAUUAGGUUGGGCGUUAGACAGUCAUUAGGUUGGUAGGAUUGCUUUACAUUAAGUUGUGUUGGUUGAUUUGUUUGAAAAGAAAAGAACUGAAGAAUGUACGAGUUUUGGUUGAUUUGUUUCGGUUGUUAUAAUGUUGCAUUCAAUAUAUGAAACUACGUAGAAAGUUUUGUGAAAUUA